This is a messenger RNA of Medicago truncatula (barrel medic), 1064 nucleotides long. Its product is annotated as syntaxin-61. Bases 130 to 861 code for a protein of 243 amino acids. The transcript has 7 exons. NCBI's taxonomy places the organism in Eukaryota, Viridiplantae, Streptophyta, Magnoliopsida, Fabales, Fabaceae. Gene Ontology annotation, biological process: Golgi vesicle transport. Gene Ontology annotation, cellular component: membrane. The record is from RefSeq and is a predicted model, not a curated record.
AAAAAAACAACAAGUUUCUGUUAUCAAAUCCGAAAUUGAAAAAUAAAAAGCAAGGGAGAAGAGAAAAAACAAAGUCUCAGUAUUCACGACAAUUCAUUCCUAAUAUUCUUCUCUUCUUCGAUACAUACCAUGCCCUCAGCUCAAGAUCCUUUCUACGUUGUCAAAUCCGAAAUUCAAGAAUCUAUUGAUAAUCUGCAUUCUACUUUUGAGCAAUGGAAACAUACUUCUGAUUCUGCUGAGAAAGUACGUGUUACGAAGGAGGUUCUUUCUGGAUGUGAAAGCAUAGAGUGGCAGGUGGAUGAAUUGGAAAAAGCAAUUGCUGUUGCUGCUAGAGAACCUUCUUGGUAUGGCAUUGAUGACGCUGAGAUUGAAAAUCGGAGGAGAUGGACAAGCAGUGCUCGUACUCAGGUUGGCACAAUGAAGAAAACAGUGGAUGCUGGAAAGAGCUCAAGUACAACAAGUAUUAAUGGGAUGCACCGAGAACUAAUGAGGCUACCGGAUUCCUAUCAACCUUAUGCAUCCAACCAGAAUGCUGCCAAUGAUAAUGAUGAUUUCAUUCAAUCAGAAUCAGAUAGACAGACGCUUCUUAUAAAGCAACAGGACGAGGAGUUAGAUGAACUUAGUUUAAGCGUACAAAGAAUUGGAGGCGUUGGACUCACAAUACAUGAAGAACUCCUUUCCCAGGAAAAGAUUAUAGACGAACUCGGUAAUGAGAUGGACAGCACAUCAAAUCGUCUAGAUUUUGUCCAAAAAAAAGUGGCAAUGGUUAUGAAGAAAGCUAGUGCAAAGGGCCAGAUCAUGAUGAUAUUGGCCUUGUUGGCCUUGUUCAUUUUCCUAUUUUUCUUAGUCUUCCUUACCUAGUCAGUGUUAAUGUGCUGUUUGUAUAUGGAAAGGGAUCACAUUUUUUGUUUGGAAAUACACGUUUAUUAAUUAGUUGGAAGCCUUGUUGUCCAUGGGUUCUGAUAGACAGUAGAAAAUUCUUCUUGUAAUGGAAAGGGGGCACUGUACUUCAUGAUUGAUAAUAGUUUUUUUACCUAUUUUGAUAAAAUUUUGAUUCUGGACAA